Molecule: messenger RNA, 1808 nt
Organism: Rosa chinensis
Lineage: Eukaryota; Viridiplantae; Streptophyta; Magnoliopsida; Rosales; Rosaceae
Product: cytochrome P450 CYP749A22
Exons: 5
Coding region: 30-1601 (523 amino acids)
Molecular function (GO): heme binding; iron ion binding; monooxygenase activity
Source: RefSeq, a predicted model, not a curated record
AGAACGAAAAUACGACAGCUAAACUAAAGAUGACCGCAACUUUCGAAAGCCUAGCAAUCACUCUUUCAAGCUUUGCAUUUCUCUCCCUUCUUCUCCUAGCUCUCAUCAAAAUCUUUUACAAACAAUGGUGGGUUCCGAUCCGCAUUAAGAAAACAUUGAAUCUGCAGGGAGUUGAAGGCCCUUCUUACCGACUUAUCCACGGAAACACCAAAGAAAUCUCCAACAUGAUAAAGGAAGCAAUGAGCAGGCCCAAAAGUUUAUCACACGACAUACUUUAUCAAAUUCAUCCUCAUAUUCACACAUGGAGCAAGAAAUAUGAAGGGAAGCUUAAGACAUAUCUUCAAUGGUAUGGUUCUCAAUCUCAGUUGAUAGUUAUGGAUCCUGAGAUGUGCAAAGAGAUCCUGAAUGACAAAGACAGGGUUUAUCGAAAACUGAAGAAGGAAGGCUUUGCAUUGAGGCUACAAGGGAAUGGCCUUCCAGGAAUAGAAGGUGAAAAAUGGUUAAAAGUGCGAAAAAUUUCCAUGUAUGCCUUCCAUGGAGAGAGCUUAAAAGCUAUGAUUCCAGCAAUGAUAGCUAGUACUGAGACGAUGCUAAAAAGAUGGCAAAAUCAUGAAGAAGGGAAAGAGAUUGAGGUAUUUGAAGAAUUUCGGUUAUUGACUUCAGAAGUGAUCUCGAGGACAGCAUUUGGCAGCAGCUACUUAGAAGGGCAGGAUAUUUUUGAGAUGUUGAUGAAGUUAGCCUCAUUUUUGGUUAAAAAUACAUACAGACUCAGGAUUCCUGGCAUCAGUCGCUUUAUUAAAACCAACGAUGAGAUUGUAUCAGAGAAGCUUGUGAAAGGAAUAUAUGACUCCAUAAUAGGGAUUGUUAAGAAAAGAGAAGAGCAGGCCAUGACUAUGAUUAGCAAAGAAGACAAAUUUGGAGAUGAUUUUAUUGGAUUGCUUUUAAAGGCUCGUUAUAAUUCCGAUUUCAACCAGAGAAUUACAGUGGAUGAUUUAGUUGAUGAGUGCAAGACAUUUUACUUUGCUGGACAGGAAACCACUAAUACUUUGCUUGCUUGGACUAUUCUUCUUCUGGCAAUGCAUCCUGAUUGGCAAGAGGAAGCAAGAAAGGAAGUCCUGCAAUUAUUUGGCAAACAAACUCCAAAUUCUGAUGGCCUUACCAAACUCAAAACGAUGAGUAUGAUCCUAAAUGAGACUCUAAGGUUAUAUCCUCCUGUUGUUUCCAUCAUUAGGAGAGUCGAAAAGGAAGUUAGACUUGGAAGAAUCAUUGUUCCUGCUAAUGUUGAAUUGCAUGUCCCAAACCUAGCAUUUCACCAUGAUCCUCAACUCUGGGGAGAAGAUGUGCAUCUUUUCAAACCCGAGAGAUUCUCAGAAGGGGUUGCUAAAGCUACUAAUAAUAACAUGAUCGCAUACUUACCCUUUGGAAUGGGACCUAGAAAUUGUGUAGGAUUCAACUUUGCCACCACCGAAGCAAAGAUUGCUCUAUCGAUGAUUCUGCAACGCUACUCCUUCACCCUUUCCCCGGGUUAUGUCCACUCACCUUUUAGGUACAUUACAGUUCGUCCGCAACAUGGAGUUCAAGUAAUGCUACACCCUCUGUGAACUGUGGAGCUAGACCAAAUUUCCAGAAAAGCUUGUAUUUCAGAUAGUAUAUGCAAUUCAUGAAUAAAUUGAGUAUAUAUAUAGCUAGAUGGUCUUAAAGUUUGUUGUAAUGAUGUUUGGUUCCCAAUAAAAAGGCAUUAGCCUAACUGCAUGUGUUUAACAUUAUUUCACAAAAUAAGAUAGUGCAUCACCUAUGUAUCAGAUCGA